ACAAGAGAACAUGUGUUAAAUAACUGUCCUUGUGUGUGAAGCAGCAAACUCAGCUCUGUCUGAGGUGAAAUCCGAGUUUAUUACCCCGUGCUGCUCCGUAAUGGCGGUGUCUACUCAUAUCUCUAAAGUCCGCUCGUUGUACAAGAGGAUUCUGGUCCUUCAUCGCUUCCUGCCCAUUGACCUAAGAGCCCUGGGGGACCAGUAUGUGAAGGACGAGUUCAGGAGACAUAAAGGCGCGUCACCCGAGGAGGCGAAGGGCUUCAUGGUAGAGUGGCAGCAAUACAAGGACACCAUGCAGACUCAGGUACUGGAUUCAGCGAGGGAGCAACUCAGCUCAGUCAAGUUUGGAUCCAACCUGUCAGAGGAGAAACUCAUUGACUUCCAGGGGGAGCAGAUAGGCCAACUUUACGAACUCAUGCUGGAGUCCACCAAACCCAACCGACAGUUUGACAUCCAGGAGGACAGCAAGUGAAGCCAAGGGCAGAAGGUGCUGGGAUUCAGACCACAAAUAUUCCCCCUGAGUGCUUGAGAUGAAGAGUGUUACUCAAAGGCAGAGUGGAGGCUUUAAGGAAUAUUUGAUUAUAUUUAAGUGCUGUGUAAUAUCUCUGUGUUCCUGUACUUGACUCUUUUACUGUGACAAUAAAAAGAGGUUACUCAUGCUCCCUGCAGGAGCAUUAAGUUGUACUAA
Limanda limanda (common dab) is the source of this 688-nucleotide messenger RNA. RefSeq names its product succinate dehydrogenase complex assembly factor 3 (gene sdhaf3). The transcript has 2 exons. Bases 101 to 472 code for a protein of 123 amino acids. Lineage: Eukaryota; Metazoa; Chordata; Actinopteri; Pleuronectiformes; Pleuronectidae. Gene Ontology annotation, biological process: succinate metabolic process; mitochondrial respiratory chain complex II assembly. Gene Ontology annotation, cellular component: mitochondrial intermembrane space; mitochondrion. The record is from RefSeq and is a predicted model, not a curated record.